Messenger RNA from Neoarthrinium moseri, 807 nucleotides. RefSeq lists its product as uncharacterized. NCBI's taxonomy places the organism in Eukaryota, Fungi, Ascomycota, Sordariomycetes, Amphisphaeriales, Apiosporaceae. The transcript is spliced from 2 exons. The record is from RefSeq and is a predicted model, not a curated record. Bases 1 to 807 code for a protein of 268 amino acids.
AUGGCGCCAGAAAACGGAUACCAUCCGACCGGGCAUUCGUCUUCCCGCCAUGGGGGCGCGGACGAAGAAGAAGCUUUAUUGGGAGGGUCCAGAUCUACCUCCAAGCCAGGCUGGCAAGAGCACUUGAUAGUAGCAGUCCACCGAGAUUGGGCGGACGUGGUCCUGCUACUGUGUUAUAUCAUCACCGGCUUGCUCGACAGUGCCUCCAUAUCAACCUGGGGCUCCUUCGUUUCCAUGCAGACAGGUAACACUGUGUAUAUCGGCCUGGGUCUAGCCGCGCCAGCCGAGUCCAACAGAUGGGUCAAGUCUGGUGUGUCACUGAUAUCGUUCUGCGUGGGGUCCUUCUGCUUUAGUCGCUUUCACCGGCACUUUGUACCUAGCCGUCGCUGGGUGCUUUGUGCGUCAUUUCUCCUGCAAAUGUUGUUUAUUGUGGUCGCGGCAGCCAUCCUCACCUUUGUACCCAAAUCAUCGAAUGAGCUGGACUGGACCGUUCUCGUCCCGAUCGCCUUGGUGGCCUUCCAGAGCUGCGGCCAAGCGGUUGUAAGCAGGGCGCUCAAAUACAACGCCUUGACCAGCGUGGUUUUGACCAGCAUCUACUGCGAUCUCUUCUCUGACGUUGAGUUAUUCUCUGUGCACAACGUAGAGAGGAACCGCAGGGUCGGUGCGCCGGUACUGCUCCUAUUUGGUGCUGUCAUGGGUGGUUUGUUAGUGCACAGCUCUGUUGGAGCGGCCGGCAUCUUGUGGAUUGCCGCUUUGCUCAAACUCCUGGUCGCACUUGUGUGGUUCUUCUGGCGUGCUGCUGAAUAA